Molecule: messenger RNA, 2139 nt
Organism: Talaromyces proteolyticus
Lineage: Eukaryota; Fungi; Ascomycota; Eurotiomycetes; Eurotiales; Trichocomaceae
Product: glycoside hydrolase superfamily
Exons: 1
Coding region: 1-2139 (712 amino acids)
Biological process (GO): carbohydrate catabolic process
Molecular function (GO): alpha-galactosidase activity
Source: RefSeq, a predicted model, not a curated record
AUGUCUGCUCAGAACAUCACCGUUCAAACAAACGCCCUCCGCGUUAGUAUUCAUAUUGAUGAAGAAGGCGUAGCGUGGCUUCAUGAGGUUCAUCCUGCAGGUUCCGCCUCGCAGCCCUCAAAGUCUAAACACUUUUCUAGUUCAUGCGCCCCUCUUGUUGAGGUGCGAUUGUCUGCCGAAGGAACAGCAAGGCACAAGAGCUCUAAAACCCUCAUUGGAACCUAUAUCGGAACGCGUUUAAGAUAUCAGUCGCACAAGAUUAACGACGAAGAGAACACUCAAUCACUUGAGGUUACUCUGGCCGAUUCUGUAUCUAGUAUCAUCGUUGUUUGCCACCUUACCCUGUACAAGUCAACGCCGGUCCUCCGCGCAUCCGCUACCAUUCAGAACAACGGAGCCCAAGAUAUCGUUGUUACUCAGCUUACUUCCCUGGUUAUUGGAGGAUUAACGACCAGUUCUGAGCAGUGGUGGUCUGAUUAUGUACUAUCUGUUCCGUAUAACUCAUGGUUUCGUGAGGCACAAUGGAUUGAGCAUGACUUGCCUAGUGUUGGAGUCGAUGACUAUGGUGUUCAUUCCGUGCCAGAUGAUAACCACUGGGGCUCUAUUUCGCACUACGCCGUAUCCAAUCGCGGCACAUUCUCGACUGAAGGGCAUCUCCCAAUGGGAAUGCUGAAGCGGCGCGAUGACGCAGAUACAUGGUUGUGGCAAAUUGAGAAUAAUGGUUCUUGGCGAUGGGAAAUUGGCGACUGGAAAGACAGCGUGUAUCUCGCUGCUGGAGGACCAGUCAAUUAUGACCAUGAUUGGCGCGAGCGACUGGCGCCAGGACAGAAAUUUAGUACCGUACCUGUUGCUGUUUGCCAUGUGCUUGAUAACUACGAGAAGGCCUUUGCAGGGUUGACAACAUACCGUCGCCUGAUGCGACGCAAACAUACCGAUAAUGAGCGACUCCCUCUUAUUUUCAAUGACUAUAUGAACUGUCUCAUGGGUGAUCCAACAGAAGAGAAAAUUCUUGCUUUGAUUGAUCCUGUUGUCAAAGCAGGUGCCGAAUAUUUUGUUAUUGACGCCGGAUGGUACGCUGAUGAUUCCGGUUGGUGGGACGAUGUUGGACUAUGGGAGCCGUCCAUCAAACGAUUCCCUAAAGGGUUCAAGCAGCUGCUAGCCCAAAUUACCUCGAAGGGGCUGAUACCAGGCUUAUGGCUUGAGCCUGAGGUAAUUGGAGUACGUAGUGUGGUUUCUCGCCAGCUACCAGAUGAUGCUUUUUUCCAGCGCGAUGGGCACCGUAUCGUGGAGAAAGGAAGAUACCAACUUGAUUUCACGCAUCCCGCCGUUAGAGAACGCAUGCACGGCAUUGUAAAGCAUCUAGUAACCGAAUUCGGUGUGGGAUACUUCAAGUUCGAUUAUAACAUCGAAGUCACUCAAGGUACAGAUGCCAACUGCUCAAGUUCCGGAUCAGGCCAGUUGAAUCAUAAUCGAGCCUAUCUUCAAUGGGUUGGCGAGCUGCAUGACCGAUUCCCGAAAUUGGUCAUUGAAAGUUGUUCCAGUGGCGCUCAGCGCAUGGAUUAUGCCAUGUUGGGCGUUCAUUCUCUACAGUCUACCAGCGAUCAGCAAAAUCCAGAGUAUUAUUCCGCUAUUGCAGCCGCGCUUCCAACGGCAGUUACACCAGAGCAAGGAGCAACAUGGGCUUAUCCUCAGCCGGAGUGGGAUGACGAGACCAAUGCUAUGACUGUUGUCAACAGUUUGCUAGGACGCAUCCAUCUCAGCGGCCGGCUCGAUAAUCUCCAGUCUCAGCAAUUCGACCUGAUCAAGGAAGGAAUGGACGUGUAUCGGUCGAUUAGAGCGGAUCUGCCCACCGCAGAUGCAUUCUGGCCUUUGGGACUUCCUCGCUGGCACGAUAAUUGGGUUUCUUUGGGAAUGGCUGCUGCUUCUGGAACUAUCUAUUAUGUGUCCGUUUGGAGACGAGGAGGGCUAGAAUCAGUAGAUUUGCGAAUUGCUGCACUUCAAAACCGCGCCGUGAGUAGCAAACUGCUCUACCCGGCAUCGUUCAAGGCAGAAGCCGUAUGGAUGGCGGCGGAGGGUAUUUUAAAAGUUACAAUACCGUCGAAGCUCGGAGCUCGUUUGUUCCAGUUGACCGUCGAGUAA